AUGAACAUAGGCCUAUCAGGAUCGAGCGAGUCAGCAACCCUGUGUUAUGAUACUUUGAACAACUCCUGUGCUCGGACAGUGUACCCGCUCCCCUUUCGUCUUUCUUUAUACUUCCUCUUCACCACUAUUGUCAUCCUUACUGUAAGCGGUAACAUGUUAGUGACCUUUGUCCUGUUGUUUUCCCAGAAUCCCCUUCUGGCAGCAACCAAUCAUCUGAUUCUUUCUCUGUCUGUGGCUGGGUUUUUGAUAGGAGGAUUUGUGAUGCCACACAGCAUGGUGCGCUCCAUUGAAACCUGCUGGUACUUUGGUCAGACUUUCUGUGAAAUUCACACCACAGUUGAUGUUGUCCUGUGUAACGCCUCUAUGUGGCAUCUUACAUUUAUCUCUGUUGAUCGCUACAUAGCCAUCUUUUAUCCUCUGCACUACCGAAACCUGAUGACUCAAACGACCGGUGUGGCCAUGAUCAGUUUCAGCUGGGGUCUUGGGUUAGUGUUUGGCUUUGCCAUCGUCAUUUCAGAUCCUGAAGUCAAAAUCCGGGAUGAAUAUCACAAAUUCUGUGUGGGAGGAUGUUUUUCUUUGCAUGCCAGAGAAAUUGGGGUAGAAUACUCUAUUAUUUUCUACUUUAUCCCUGUAUGUAUCAUAAUCACUGCCUAUGGCAGGAUAUUUUUUUUAGCACAAAGACAUUCAAAAGUGACUCAUACCUACAAUAAAGGCCCAACGAUUUCUGCAUCACUGUCAGCUAAAGGUCUCAAAACUACCAAAACCCUUGCUAUAGUUGUUGGAACUUUCCUUUUUUGCUGGACACCAUUUUUUUUGUGCAAUAUUAUUGACCCAAUAAUAGGCCAUUCAAUUAACACCCUUUUGUAUGAAUCUCUCAUGUGGGUUGCAUACUUAAAUGCAAUGUUUAGUCCUUUAAUUUAUGCAUUUUUUUAUAGCUGGUUUAGAAAAACAGCAAAGGUCCUGCUGAGCAAACUGUUCAUGCGUAUGUAA
Molecule: messenger RNA, 990 nt
Organism: Clarias gariepinus (North African catfish)
Lineage: Eukaryota; Metazoa; Chordata; Actinopteri; Siluriformes; Clariidae
Product: trace amine-associated receptor 1-like
Exons: 1
Coding region: 1-990 (329 amino acids)
Biological process (GO): G protein-coupled receptor signaling pathway
Cellular component (GO): membrane
Molecular function (GO): trace-amine receptor activity
Source: RefSeq, a predicted model, not a curated record